This is a messenger RNA of Drosophila sechellia, 651 nucleotides long. It is a transcript of the gene Lectin-galC1, whose product is annotated as Galactose-specific C-type lectin. The record is from RefSeq and is a predicted model, not a curated record. NCBI's taxonomy places the organism in Eukaryota, Metazoa, Arthropoda, Insecta, Diptera, Drosophilidae. The coding region runs from base 6 to 566 and encodes 186 amino acids. The transcript has 2 exons.
CCGAAAUGCUGAAGCUCACGGUUCUACUAAUUACAUUGCUGGUCAUAGCAAAAACUGGAUGGACUCGCGAAAAGUUCUCCAUACAAGUACACGAAGGAAAUACUUUUGGUGCGCUCAUCAAGGCGGAACCCUUCACCAAAAUCAACGACGGAUACUACUUCUUUGGCACGGAGUCCUUGAACUGGUACGAGGCCUACGAGAAGUGCCGCGAAUUGAACUCUGAGUUGGUGACAUUCGAAACGGACCAGGAGUUUGAUGCCGUCACGGCUUUCCUGACGGCCAACGGAUCACGGCUGACGUACUGGACAUCGGGAAACGAUCUGGCCAAGACUGGCAGCCACAGGUGGUUCACCAGUGGCCAGCGAAUUAGUUCGCUCAGGUGGGCAAGGAAUCAGCCGGACAAUGCUGGGCAGAAGGAGCACUGCAUCCACCUGGGCUAUAUCUACACGGACUCACAGAAGUUCGAGCUGAACGAUCGACCCUGCUCCCAGGAUGCAAACAGUUUGUUUAAGUACAUAUGCGAAGCUCCCGAAAUGGAAACCAUUUCCAUCGUGGUGUGGAAGUAGAGUGCUUCACAAACCUAUUCCAUUUCAGAUGGUUGACUAUUUAGUUUUGCAAUAGGGGGAAACCACCUGAAUACUUUUUUCUUGA